Molecule: messenger RNA, 384 nt
Organism: Helobdella robusta
Lineage: Eukaryota; Metazoa; Annelida; Clitellata; Rhynchobdellida; Glossiphoniidae
Exons: 1
Coding region: 1-384 (127 amino acids)
Source: RefSeq, a predicted model, not a curated record
AUGUGGUUAGUUGCGAAAAACAGUUCCCUGCUGUCGCCUGAUCUGACGCUGAUCAUUUUGCAUAUUUCCUUAAGAAAUUUAAGGGUGUUGGGGUCCAUCGGGCCAAGAACCUCCAUGCAUAUUGGCAAGAAUUCCAUCGAGGGGAGGGGGUUCCCAUAUUUUUUCAUUUUCUCGUCCGCUGCCCUGGCCGCGGCCAAACCGCAUUCUUUACUUGUCAGGUUUACGUAUCGUUCGGCGAGGGUGCCAGGGACCGUAACAUCCCACGCCAAACAUCUGCCGGCUCUCCAAGGUAUUAGCGUGCAUCCGUCCUGGCGCCUACCAUCAUGCGCAGAAAUGCCGGAUGGUUCCUUGAGAACCGGGAUUGAAGCCUUGGAAAAGAGCUGA